Messenger RNA from Sitodiplosis mosellana (orange wheat blossom midge), 1410 nucleotides. Its product is annotated as lactosylceramide 4-alpha-galactosyltransferase-like. Gene Ontology annotation, molecular function: alpha-1,4-N-acetylgalactosaminyltransferase activity. Gene Ontology annotation, biological process: glycosphingolipid biosynthetic process. Bases 91 to 1314 code for a protein of 407 amino acids. NCBI's taxonomy places the organism in Eukaryota, Metazoa, Arthropoda, Insecta, Diptera, Cecidomyiidae. The record is from RefSeq and is a predicted model, not a curated record. The transcript has 4 exons.
GUGACACCGUUAUAGUUAAAUUAAAACACAUUUGUUUCAUUUUAUUUGGAUAUUUCGUGCACCGUUUUUUAAACCAGAUUAAUAUUCACGAUGCGCUUCUCAAACAGGAUAUUUUCGAUGCGCUUUUCAAAAAUAGGAAAGUGUUAUUGGACAUUAAUUUUCGCUUCACUGAUGAUUUACACACUAUCAAUGACUAUUUUUAAUGCUCAAUCCGAUCACCGCAAGCAAUCCAAUCAAUUCAAUGAACCCGAGCAAUCUAAACAAUUCGAUCAGUCCGUUCCCAAGAGUAAAUCGAAAAGAAGUGUUCAGUCCGUUGAUAAGUUAAGACCGAAAAGGAGUGAUUGUUAUCAAUAUUCGAACCGUCCGCUUAACACAUAUAUUGACGUUUUAAAUGAUAUAUCAAACCCAGAAGUAGAACCAGAAAAUGGAACGUCCAUAUUCUUUUUGAUGACAUCUUGUUCCAAGAAUGGCAUAAUUAAUUUGUCCACGAGUCAAGCUUGUGCAAUUGAAUCGGCUGCUUAUCAUAAUCCAAAUCGAACCGUUUUUGUUCUAUUUGCAUCAACUGUUGGAUUUCCUGCAGAAAUGCAACCAGCAACACUUGCCGUUCUGCGAUCAAAUUUCACAAAUAUCCAUUUUCUGAAUGUGAACAUUGACACAUUCGUUGAAGGAACACCGGUGCAAAAGUUUUACCACAGCGGAAAGCUCUUUACAUCCAAAUAUUUGAUUGAGCACAUGUCUGAUUUCUUAAGAUUUCUAGUCUUGUAUAAAUAUGGCGGCAUUUACCUUGAUACCGAUGUUAUUGUGCAGAAAAACUUCGAUAAUUUACCGGACAACUUCUUGGGAAAAGAGGCUCAUCAUGGAUAUAGAAUUGAUAGUGUAAAUAACGCAGUGCUAGGCUUUAAUGGCACCAUCGGACACGAAAUAUUGGAGCUAUGCCUUAAGGAAGUAAUAACCAGCUAUAACCCAGACGAAUAUACUUAUAAUGGCCCGAAAUUACUAACACGCAUUUUGGAGAAUAAAAUUUGCCACACGAGCUUGGCGGAGAUGACGCCGAAAAAGUGUGGCGGAAUGAAAGUUUUUCCACCAGAAGAAUUUUAUGCCAUCAACUCAGAAGAUUGGUCACAUUUUAUUGAUACCAAUUUCACGGAGUCUGUUCUUGAUGCAACUGAAAAUUCAUCGAUCGUUCACUUGUAUAAUCACCAUUGGCGCGAUAAAAUUAUCAAAAAAUCGAAAUCCAAUACAAGGACGGCUUAUGAAGCCAUCGCUGGGAGGAAUUGCCCAAUAGUUUUCGAAGCAUCCGGAGAGAAUAUUUAAGCGUUUUCCGUUAAGAUUUUCUGCGAAAUAUAUUCUACGAAAUAUUUUCUACUGAAACAAGUGACCUUACGUCUUUAAUCCUCAUCUUUAUUUCAU